Messenger RNA from Hydra vulgaris (swiftwater hydra), 577 nucleotides. RefSeq lists its product as uncharacterized. The record is from RefSeq and is a predicted model, not a curated record. Lineage: Eukaryota; Metazoa; Cnidaria; Hydrozoa; Anthoathecata; Hydridae.
CUAAUAGAAUCAAAAUGCAAUAGAACCUGCAUGGUUAUCGCUGUUGGCAGUGCAUUUGUUUUAUUUGUUUUUGUACUAAUAAUUUAUUUAUGUUACGCGAUGAAUCAAAAAGAUAAAAAAAAAUUCACGAUUCAACAAAACGCAUCAUUUGGUAAAAGUCGAUACUUUGAUAAAAAUAUGGAUUUCAAAAAUGACAGUAUAGAAGAAAACAUAUCUAUAUCUAAUCUAGGAUAUGGUCUAUACACAAUGUUUAGUGAAAAUAAUAUGUCAUCGCAAAAUAUAAGUUACGACAUUCCUUUUGAUCAAAGCGAAAAAUUUACCGACGAUAGCACCAUGUGCGACCAAGAUAUAGGGUCGUGCAAAGAUAUAGGGUCGUGUGAUUAUUCCUACGCUAAGCAGCUAGUAUUAAGCCGUAGUCUUUUUGGAUUCUCUUCGUUCAAGCAAAAAGAUCCAAAUAUUGAAAACCAAGCUGAGAUUCCUAUUUCCCAGUUUGAUAUAUUUUCUAAACAAACAUAAACCUGUCUUAUAUUUGUAACACAUUAAUAUGCUAUCUUUUAAAUAUAUCAUCAUUUUAUUA